Messenger RNA from Oppiella nova, 832 nucleotides. The record is from the annotation of a GenBank genome assembly. NCBI's taxonomy places the organism in Eukaryota, Metazoa, Arthropoda, Arachnida, Sarcoptiformes, Oppiidae.
AACAAACAUCAAAUGACAACAAAUACAUUGAAAACAUUGAGACACUGUAUCACUGCUUUGGACAUUGGAGUCAAUUGUCUUCAUAUAACUGACCAAUGCUAUGAAGACAAUGUCUUGAAGGAUAAUGGCUUCGGAAGGCUAUCACAUGUCUGGCGUUGCGGCCAUUAUCUGCAUUGCAAUCGGGAUUCUUGUCUUCGUAUUGCUGUUCAUAUUCGCCAAAAGACAAAUCAUGAGACUAUCUCUUAAGAAUCGAUUUGUUCCACACAUUCCUCUGGCAAGAGAUGCACCAAAACAUCUAAAACAGCGAAUUGAGAGUAAACUGACUGUCGUUAGAGACAUCACUUUUGAACCAAAUCUCUUGAAUUAUCUCAACUACGAGUCCACUGAAUCCAAGGAUGUCGACUACGACCACAUCUACCGCAUGAAAGCCAUCGACUCUUUGGCAUUACUGGAGGCGGAGAUGAUUGAGGCGACGGGUGACUACAGCCUUAAGCGACCUCCGGGUCAGGAUCUGAGAUACUAUUUGCUGAGACUUGUCAAAGACGACGGCCCUCUCAUCAAUUGUGAUACUAAACUCAUCAAUCAUUUUGUGGACAGUUAUAACAGUGCACGACAUGAACCCUACCCUCACUUCGGUUUAGAGAAUUACAACCAAUUCAUGACUCUUUUGAAUACAAUUCGCAAUUGUAUUACAACUAAGACUUCGCCGAACCGUAAGUCUGUCCUCAAAGGCAAAGACACGACCGCACAGAUGGCCUUCAACGGCAAGACUCAGGUCUCGAUUCGACAAAAUAAAGUCGAUUUUGUGGUCACAGACGAGACAUCCGUUUGA